This is a messenger RNA of Onychostoma macrolepis, 9321 nucleotides long. RefSeq names its product myosin XVI (gene myo16). Gene Ontology annotation, biological process: phosphatidylinositol 3-kinase/protein kinase B signal transduction; negative regulation of G1/S transition of mitotic cell cycle; neuron projection morphogenesis. Lineage: Eukaryota; Metazoa; Chordata; Actinopteri; Cypriniformes; Cyprinidae. Gene Ontology annotation, cellular component: perinuclear region of cytoplasm; nucleoplasm; myosin complex. Gene Ontology annotation, molecular function: protein phosphatase binding; actin filament binding; cytoskeletal motor activity. The record is from RefSeq and is a predicted model, not a curated record.
CCACUCCCCUCCCCUCUUCCUUCUGUCCUUCCCCAAACCUCCUACCUCCUCUCAUCUCUAUCUCCUCCAUUCCUCACCAUCCGCCUCUACCUCUCUCUUUCUGAGGCUCGUGUUUCUGUGUGCGAGGGGUGUGUGCAGCGGUGGGCGGAGUUAAGGACUCGUCAAUCAGCGGCGCUACAAUAGCACGUGUGGCGGUCAUGGUCAUAGAGCGGCACGGCGGAGUCGACGAGACUGCAGGCUGCCGAUAGGAGAGAGAGCGAGCGGCCGGUCAUCUUAUCCAUCCACCGCUCCUCCUUCACUACAACCACAACCGUCUCUGCAACCCGAUCGCCCUUUAAUAAUGCACGGGGAGGUAAAGCGAUUAUCAGCGGCCGGGCUCUGAAUGAUGUAUCACACCGGUUACUACAGCACCGCACCGGAGAGACCGAACCUGUAGCUGUGUGAUCCACGGAGAAAAUGUCACACUAUCAUUUCAUCAAAUGCUGUUGUUUUCAGCUAUGUAACGUGUUCAGGCAGAACAUGGAGAUAGACCAGUGUCUGCUGGAGUCUCUGCCGUUGGGCCAGCGUCAGAGGCUGGUCAGACGCAUGCGUUGCGAGCAGCUGCGGGUCUACUACGAGCGCGAGCGAACGCUACAGAAGCAGAGCUUCCCCAAGCCCCGCUCCACCAACCGCAAAAAACAAAGAAUCAGCUUCAGGCUUUCAGACAUCAUCCAGGACGCCAUCAUACGACACGAUGACAAAGAGGUGCUGAGGCUGCUGAAGGAGGGAGCUGACCUGAACACAGUGAUUUCCUCAGGAGGAUCUCUGCUCCAUCUGUGCGCCCGCCAUGACAAUGUGUUCACAGCAGAGAUUUUGAUAGAGAAAGGACUGAAUGUCAACCUGCAGGAUGAAGACCUCUGGACUGCCCUGCAUGUUGCCUGUGCCUGCGAUCACGCAGAUAUGGUGCUGCUGCUGCUGCUGGCUGGAGUCAACGUGCUCCUGCAGGAUGUGAACGGGAACAUUCCACUCGACUACGCCACAGAGGGGACGGAAACCAGCUACAUCCUCAUCAGACACCUGGAGGAGAAUGGAGUGGAAAUGAGCUCUAUGCACCAGAUGAAGACCCAGCGCUCAUCCACCAUGUUGUCUGACGUGAGGCAGCUGGUCAGCAGCGGGGGCAGUGUCAAUCAACAAAAUGAUGACGGGGUCACGCUGCUACACAUCGCCAGUGCCAGCGGUUAUAAGGAGGUGGUGUCCGUGCUUCUGGAGAGUGGAGCAGACGUCCAGGUGUCUGACAACAGCUUCUGGACACCAUUACAUCUGGCUGCCAAAUAUGGGCAGACCCACAUUGUGAGCCAGCUGUUGAAGCACAAAGCAGAUCCUACUCAUCUGAACUGCAACCAGGACAAGCCCUCAGACAUAGCUGCUACUGAACUGAUUGCAGAGAUGCUGAUGAGAGCAGAGGAAUUCUGGGUACAGAGACAGACAGAUCCCUCGGCUCUGCCUCCACAAUCAGAAGAGCACUGCACAGAGGCUAACCAGGACAGCAGCCUGCCUGUAAAGAAACUGGCUACUAUGGCUUUACCUAUCUCUAGGAGGGACAGUUUGUUGGAGAAGGAGGCCAUGUUCAGGGACUCAGGAGGAGCUCUGACACAGCAGCCUUCACUUGAUAACGGGCUGGAUGGACCAUAUCCCAGCGCUGCAGGAAAACUGGAGCAGGUUAAACUGAUGCCUCCUGCUCCUAAUGAUGACCUUGCAUCCCUCAGUGAACUUACGGACAGCAGCCUGCUCUACGAGAUGCAGAAGCGCUUUGCUAAUGACCAGAUAUAUACCUACAUUGGACACAUUCUUCUCCUCAUCAACCCUUACAAGGACCUACCCAUAUACUCUAAUCUGGUCAGUCAGUUGUAUCUGAGCUCCAGUGGUCGUCUGUGUUCCUCUCUCCCACCUCAUAUCUUCUCUUCAGCUGAGCGUGCCUAUCACAUGAUGCUGCAGGAGCGACGCCCACAGUGUUUCAUCAUCAGUGGAGAGAGUGGUUCUGGGAAGUCUGUGGCCUGUAAGCACAUCCUCAAACACCUGGCUGCUCGCUCAAGUCCCAAAGGCUUCGCUUUAGAGCCACGAAUGAAGCAUGUGAAUGUGAUCUUGGAAGCUUUCGGUCAUGCUAAGACUCAGAUGAACUCGUCAGCAAGCCGUUUCAUCAAGCUGAUCUCACUGCAGUACUGUGAGAAGAGAAAGACUCUACUCAGAGGUCGUUUGUACACUUACAUGUUGGAGAAGUCGAGGGUCAUCUGCACCCCACCACAUCAACAGAACUUUAACAUCUUCUACCUGAUGGCUGAGGGGCUUUCAGCAGAGGAGAAGAUUAAUCUAUAUCUAAACAAUGUCCUAGCCCACAGGUGUAUGAGCACAGCGGCUCCCGGUGAAACUCCUGUAGUAGCUACCACGUGUCCUCAGAGCAGAGAGAAGCUCUCGGCCCUUAAACAGGCUCUGCGAGCCCUCGGCUUCAACAGACUGGAGGUGGAGAAUUUGUUUGUGGUCCUCUCUGCGCUGCUGCACUUAGGAGAUGUGCGCUUCACCGCCCUGACAGACGCUGACACUGCGUUUGUGUCCGACUUGCAGCUGCUGGAUAGAGUGGCUGGGAUGUUACAGGUGAGCUCUGAGGAUCUCGGCUCUGCCCUCACCUCUGAUGUGCAGUGUUUCAAAGGUGAUGUCAUAACAAGGCGCCACACAGUCGAAAUGUCCAACCAUCACAGAGACCUCUUGGCCAAAGCUUUAUACGGACGACUCUUCAGCUUCCUGGUCAAUAGCAUUAACUUUUACCUCCAAAGCCAUGAAGAUAGCACAGGAGAUCCUGCCCUUGAGAUAAGCAUCCUGGACAUCUUUGGCUUCGAGGAAUUCCAGCGCAAUGGUUAUGAACAGCUGUGUGUGAACAUGGUGAAUGAGCGGAUCAGACAGUUCACCGCAGACGUGCUCUUCCAGCAGGAGCAGCAGGAAUGUCUGCAGGAGGGGGUCGCCAUGGAGACGCUACGCUCCUUCAGCAACCAGACAGCGGUGCUGGACUUCUUCUUCCAGAAGCCUCAGGGUGUGCUGUGUAUCAUUGAUGAGGAGAGUCAGUCCCUCAGGCCAUGUGAAGUCAACCUUUAUAAGCGACUGCAGAUACAGCUGGAUUCAUCCGGUUUGGACGCCAUCUCCCUCACGACCAAGGAUGGCAACGGGAACCCCCCACCCAAAGACCAGGGGCCUUCGUUUACCGUCACUCACUAUGCCGGCAAGGUGACCUAUGACCUGACCGGCUCACUGGACAAGAACAAGGAUGUUCUUCCCCAAAACAUCUUGUUUGUUAUGAAAACAAGUGAGAACGUGCUCAUCCAUCAAAUGUUCCAGUGUAAGCUGACUCAGACGGGCUCAUUGGUUCCCCAUCACCAGCGACUGAAGCUCCGGGGGCCCAAAGGCACUUUGCUUAACAAGAGCACUACGCUAAAUCCUGCCAGAGACACCAAGAAAUAUGUGGAACUGAACAAGCUCCUAAAGAAGAAGGGAGCGACGUCUUUCCUGCAGCGACUGGAGCGUUUUGGACCGGUCACUGUGGCAGUGCAGCUCAGGAACUCUCUGUGUGAGAUCACCAGUAAGCUGCAAGCAUGUACGCCUCACUUUAUUCAGUGCGUCAGGCCCAACAACGCCGGAAAGCCUGAUGUGUUCGACAGCUUCCACGUGUCCUCUCAGCUCCAGUACGUGGGGGUUCUGGAGAUGGUCCGCAUAAUCCGGUAUGGAUACCCGGUCCGCCUGUCUUUCACCAGCUUCCUGAGCAGAUACAGAGAGCUGGUGGACACCAUCCUCACCGACAGGAAGAAAACAUCCGCAGAGGAGAAGUGCCGCCACAUUCUGCAGCAUUGUAAACUCCAGGGCUGGCAGAUGGGGAACAGUAAGGUUUUCUUGAGAUACUGGCAGGCCGAUCACCUUAAUGACCGCUGCCAUCAACUGCACAGGAAGAUUAUUGUCUGUCAGAAAGUGGUGCGUGGCUGGUUGGCCAGACAAUGUGCACGUCGCAGGCUCACGUCUCGGCAGCAGGAGCAGUGUAACAUCCAACGGUUCCUUCAGGGAGCAGAGGACUUGGGUAUGCGUGCUUACGACAGCUUGGUCAUCCAAAACGCAGCAGAUAUCGCACGAGAGAACGACCGCCUCCGGGGUCACAUGAGUGCUCCACCGCUGGGUGAGAGACCAGAACCUGUGGGCAAAGAAGAAGACUCGCCCAAGAGGGCUGUUGAAAAAAGUGGGAGGGUUAACGAUGUGGCGGGUCGUGGGGGGAACAGACCACUCCGGCAUUUCCGCUCCAGCUCUGUGCCUCUACCCCUGGUUAUGGACAGCUUGGUACACUCCAGCAUCGGGACAUCAAUCAAAGCAGCCCUUCAGCCUGCAUCACACUCCACUGAGGAUGGAAAUGGAGGGAGUCUCUCCUCCCCACGAAAACAACCUCCUCCCAAACCCAAACGAGACCCUAAUACACGUCUGAGUGCAUCGUACGAGGCAGUGAGCGCAGGACUGAGUAUUGCACCCAAAGAGAGCCCUGCUGAGGGUCAAGCCUCUCCAUCUGGAAGCCCACCAAAAACCCAACUCUCUCCUUCUGAUCCUCUCUCUAAACCACGCCCUCACAGUGAUGACUACAGCACCAUGAAGAAGAUCCCACCCCCCAAGCCCAAACGCAGCCCUAAUACCAAACUGACAGGCUCCUAUGAGGAGAUCUCUGUACCUUCUCCUGCACGCCCCACAGACAUGAAACUUGUCAGCCUGAUACGAGGCGGCCACUGCUUGGGUCUCAUCCAGCGAGCAGCAUCUGCGGAUGGCCCCCAUUCUUCUGUGCUAAGCCUCUACCCCUGCCAGGAUGAGGAGGAUGUGUAUAUUGAGAUGGUGGGGGCCUCAAGAGCCCUCAGCCUGGCUGACUCCCACAGUCCAGAACUGGGAGAGGCGGUAUAUGAGGAAAUGAAGUACUUCCCACCUGAUGAGGUGGGGUCAGCUCCAGUGAUCAAGCCUGAAGCUGUCAAUCCCAUUACCACUACCCUACCUGCCCCAGUGCUGGAAAUCAAGAGGCCUGUGACUUUGAUUGAGCACUCUGGCACGCUCGGGGGAAAGCAGCAGGGCAAGGAUGGGACAGCAUGUGACAUUCCAGCUCCAUUCCCCAACCUCCUUCCACAUCGUCCCCCACUUCUAGUCUUCCCUCCGUCCCCUGUUACCUGCUCUCCCGCCUCAGAUGAGUCCCCCCUUACGCCUUUGGAGGUGAAGAAGCUGCCUGUGUUCGAGACCAACCUCAACUACACCAGCCAGGAUGGGGGCAGCCCACUCUCCCCACAGUAUACCCGGCAAAGAGCUGACUCCUCACCGAGUCUUUCCGUCUUAAUGCCAGACAAAUCCACGCCUCCCUUGACUCCUCCUCCCCCUCCUCCUCCGGCAGCACUUCCACCUCCUUACCGUCCCCCAUCCCACUUCCCCUUCCCCCCUGAACCAAACUUCUUGGCUCUGACCCGUGCAUCUUCUGUGGCUACCACCGAUUCCUCCAAAGUCUCCCAUAAAAUGGGGCACAGUCUGGCAGAGACGCCCCCAAGCAGUUCCAAACCUCCCUUCUCCCCGGUAAAGACCUCGAGGCCAGAGCCCCGCAGAGCUCACUCCUGCUCCUCCUCGCCUCUGCUCUUCAACCCUGCCAAUGGGAGACCCCUCACCAGCCCUCUAGAUGAGCUCAACACCCUUUUCAGCUCAGGGCGCAGCCUGCUCCGCAAGUCCACCACUGGAAGAAAGAUCCGUGACAGCGGACUCUCAAAUUCUAACAUUAACCUGCCAGGUCGAGAGGAUCAAGGCCCCAUCUCUCCGUCAGCACAGUUACAGGACAAAAACGCCAACAACCACACCUCUCCCAACUCUUCGAACCCUGCGCCCAUUGAGAACGGCAACCAGAUCUCUAAUGGGAUGUUGGAAGACGAGGGACAUCCAAAGUCUAAUGCGUCCAGCACCUCGGCGUUACACAGGCACAUGGACAGCCACCACACUCAGGUGCUCCAGAGGUCACGUGCAUGUGGGGAUCAGCGGGCCACUCUGCAGGAAUUGUUGCGCUGGCGGAGGAGUGUUUGUGAUGGUCGACCGGACUGGCAGAACGCUUGGCUCCACAUAAACACCUCACCCACCCUAACAGUGAAGACCAAGAGUCCCAGAAAGAAAUCAUCGCCCUAGAGAUUGUAGUCUUCCUGAGUUAAACCUCAGUUAAACCCCACUCCUUAGGCCUGAUGGCCUUUUUUAUGAUUUGCCCUUCGCAUAGGGGUGGCGUCCUCGAAACAGAGCCAGACUCUGAACUCAGGACAGUAGGGCAUCCCAAUUUGUUCAUGUUCCAAUCUUCACUUCUUUUGAAAGAAUGAAAGGUUCCUUGGAAAAUUGUUCCACACUGUCUCUCCAACUAAUGGUCAGCUGGCACCAAAUAACAUAAAGCCCCAAAACACUUACCAAGUCCAACUAUGAAAAUAUAAAGUCAUUGUCGGGCUAUUAUGAAUCCCAUUCGCAGUGUCCUAAACAUCACGCUGUUUUGGAAGAUCUCAUCACAUCGCCUUGAUUGCAACUCAUUGACGCUAUCUUAGGGCUGCAACUGUGUGCUAUAGUCUACAUUGUGGGCCAUAUUUUAGUUUUAAACCCUGGUGCUGGUUGCUCCACAUGUGGUUGUCGUUGACUGGGUUGGGUAAAAAGUGCCAGUUCUGUCCCAACUCGAGCACUCGAGACACAUGGAUGCGACAGACCUUAAAGUUUACAAGACUUGUGUUGACCUCCUAGGACUAGCUUUGUGAACAAAGUCCUCUUUCAGGUUCAGAGAAGCAGCUACACCUCAAGCUUUUUCAGGUGCUUUGGUUUCCCUCCAUCAGAGGUGGCAACCAUCACACACAGGUUGUGACCUUACGAAGAGGUCAGGGUUCAGGGAAAUCACCAGUAACAUCACAGGUCCACAACAUUUCCACCAGCUUCUGGACUACAUUCAUCGUUCACUCUAGGCUAAUGUGCACACACUUUCGCAACACAAAACCGAAAGGUUUCGCAAGGCGUACUGUUGACAAACUCGAAGACACCUGAUUUAUAUUGAAUGUUUAAAGAGCACAAUUUUCCAAAUACACCUUCAGAUGGAACAAACAUUACUAGUGAAGGAUAUUACUGCCGAUGUGACUCUGAAAGCUCCCGUAACCGCUUUUGGACUUUUCCUCAAAGGUGCUUAUGUACGAAUGCUGGGUUGUAUGGUGUCGUGUCAAUACCUUAGUAGACGACCUGUACAAACAGCACAUGACCUUUGGUCUCACUGAAGUUUCAAACUAUUCAUCUCUCUAGUCGUUCCUAAUUUGUGAAGGUACACAGAUGCCUCCAAACAGAGGCCUUGAGGCAUUUGGUUUAACCAUACAGUGUGCACAUGCAGAUUUAUUUCCUGAAAGACCUUGGGUAAAUAUUUUUGGACCUUGAACACUGGGCUUGCAGCAGGAGACCCACCAUAAGCACAGCCAUGUACGUGAAGUGCAGGCGCUUUUCUGAGAAUAAGCAGAACUUGACCUUCUGCUUCUGGUUGACUUUGGUAUGACUGACUAGAUGGAUUAUGUACAGAUUGUGAGUGUUUAUUGGCAAAUUAUUGUCUUCAUAAUGGAAGGAUAUUUUGAAUGUUCAAGGAUGCAAUGACAGAAGGACUAAGGUGGUGGGUUUUAUAGUGUGAAUAUCGUUUUAGUACAGAAUGAUUGUUUAUUCAUGGUAAACUCUUUAGUCGUUGUCUAUCCCCACAGGACUUCGGCCUAUCUUCGAAAUGUAUAAAGAUAUUUAAUGUAUUGUACAGAGCAUUUGUGUUUGUGCAAGUACGUUUAAGUUGCACUUUGCUGCUGUGUUUCGUUUAGGCUUCAUUACAUCAUGCCUGUGUGCUUAAAAAAACAAGUUCCCCAAAUGUUACACCUUCAAAAAAGAGCCAAUUCAGCCCCCUUUGACACAGUGAUCCAUGUCAUGGUCUUUGGUCUCAAUAUUUGAAUGUAUAUACAUCUGAGAAAACAGUAUGUAUGGUUUAUACAACCAGUUGUGUUCAAUGAUUGUAUUGAAACAGUAAUUUAUUUUCAGUGUGGAACAUGACCUAAAAUUCAUUCAAAUUAACAUAUUGCAGAGACGAUUUUAAGGCCCAGUUUUGUGAGUCAUACUUUCUGGCUCUAUAAAUCAUUACGGACAGCUCUAAAAUGGGCUGCUUAGGCUUGUGAAUCUCAUAUCUUCUUCUAUCUCUUCUCUUCCCAACUAAUGUGAAUAGUCCCUUUCCCCAUUCCAUUGAACGGUGGUUUAAAAGAAUCUUUCACUGCAGAGACGCAUAUUAAAAUCACUGUGCAGGCCAGUGCUGACGGAGACCGGAACUCACUUCAUGGGUUUGAUCCACAGCUGCUUUGCAUCGCUACUGCUUAACAGGGUUACGAUACUAUUAUCUGAAACAUUUAUUUAUUGAAACAAAAAUUGCUAUUUUAUAAUGUCUACUAUUGACUUGUCAUCAAUACUAUAAAGCAAAAAGAGAAUAAAAAGAACUGUACAGUAUGAGCCCAUUUUUCUACUCUGUUGUUGAAAAGGGAACGUAUGUUAACGCAUGAGAUCUCUUAUGUACAUGCCCGUCUAUCUGUUUUCCUGUGCUUAGUCUGAUACAUUGUGGAGAUAUAGACAUCAUUGGAUCAUGCCCUUUGCCUCAACUGGUGCUGUGGAACCAUCUGAACAUGAUGUUAUGAACUUCCUCUCACCCUCCAGCCCAACACGGCCUGGAUUUAAUGGACCUCUUGUUUUGAUGGCAAAACAAUGGCCACAGAUGGUUUGGCCAAGAUCAAUAUGUUGAGAACAUCUACCAGUGUUGUAGUCGAGACCGGUUCAUUCGAGCCAGAGUCAAAACCGUGUCUAGAAUGGGGUUAAGCUCGACAAGACUGAGUUCAAAACCAUAUUUUCUUGUCUUGAUCUCGACUCGGACUCGACCAUCCUCUGGUCUUGGUCUUCGCUCAGUCGACUGAUCGGUUCUCUACUUACAACGCUGACAUAUUCAUCUCAAGGCAGUGAAAACAAACUCAUUCAGAUUAUUGUGCUCAGAUACGCAGAGAUCAACAAAAUAUUUAAUUAUCAUGGCUGUUGCUGUCUUUUGUAGUCAAUGUGUUUGUUUUUGUUUGUUUUUUUCUCCCGUUGUUUUUGAUCCUUCUGUAAAUUCUAUAUAAAUAUGCCUAUAACUUCAAUACAUGUUUGUGGGCAAAGGAAAAAAAUGUAUGUCUUGGUACAUAUUUUGUUUCGAAAUGUUUUAUAAAAUUCCUGUACAGCAAUAAAGCACAGUGUCAGACA